AUGGCGAACAUGACGGCGUUACUGGGCAACACGGUGGAAAUUGACAGCUCGGACUCAGAUUCAGCGCUUGGAGACGAUACAUCGACAUACAACACAUCGAUCGGGUCGAGUAUCCGGCGACAUGAAUGGAAACACGGCCGUCGUUACCACUCCUACCAAGCUGGCACCUAUAAUUUCCCCAACGAUGAACAAGAACAAGACCGACUGGAUAUGAUUCACUACGUGUACUACCGGGCUUUGCAUGAUCGCCUUUUCUUAGCACCCAUUGAUCCAUCUCAAGGUCUUCGUGUUCUUGAUAUUGGCACUGGGACGGGGAUAUGGUCGAUGGAGCUAGGUGACCAAUACCCUGGUGCAAGUGUGAUUUCAGGAAUUGAUCUCAGCCCGAUCCAACCAGCCUGGGUACCUGCAAACGUCAAGUUUCUCAUCGAUGAUGUCGAACUGCCAUGGCCGGAGUCACAAACGUAUGAUUUUAUUCAUUGUCGGUAUAUGGCUGGCUCCAUCAAGGACUGGCCUCAGCUUAUACGGCAAUGUUAUGAACAUCUCGAACCUGGAGGGUGGCUAGAGCUGCAGGAGUCAGCAAACCAGUUGUACUCGGAGGACGGCAGUUUAAAGCCGGACAAUGCCAUUGUCAGGAUGAUGAAUGGCUUGAUGGAGGCAUGUGAGAAGAUUGGUCGCACCAUGGAUCCGGCCCCAUCAAUGAAAAACUGGGUUCAAGAUGCAGGGUUUGUAGAAAUCAAACAAGAGAGUUUUAAACUGCCUGUUGGCAGUUGGCCAAAAGACCCUAGGUUGAAGGAAAUCGGAUUGCUUUUAGGCAUCAAUUUUGUGGAAGGUGUCGAUGCAUUCACAGCAGCACCUUUUAGGGAUGUCUUAGGUUGGUCGGAAGUGGAAGUGCAGGUUUUGAAUGCGAGUGUGAAAAACGCUAUUCGGCAGAAGGAUGCUCACCCACUGUUUGAUUUCCUCGUAACGACGGCGCAAAAGCCAGCAUGA
This is a messenger RNA of Talaromyces rugulosus, 987 nucleotides long. RefSeq lists its product as uncharacterized. Gene Ontology annotation, molecular function: methyltransferase activity. The transcript has a single exon. Bases 1 to 987 code for a protein of 328 amino acids. The record is from RefSeq and is a predicted model, not a curated record. NCBI's taxonomy places the organism in Eukaryota, Fungi, Ascomycota, Eurotiomycetes, Eurotiales, Trichocomaceae.